UAAUUUAUUAUAUGAACACUUGUGCGUGCAUGACUGAAAAUAGGAUUAACUCGAAAUGAGGCUUAGAGAAUUUAGGGGAACCUUCAUCAAUACCUUACAAACAAAACAAGGUUACUCCAUUUACACUUUCUUUAGUUAUCUUUACACAUACUCUGACACAUUUUGAUGUUGUGUGUAAUCUCGCUUUUCAACUGAGAACCUAUCUAAUUUGGGAUGCAUCAUCAAUGAGCUGAUGGUGAAAAGAUACAAGGGAAGACGAAAAUGUCCAAGAGAAUCGGGAGUUUUAACCUCAACAGGUCUCGUAGACCCGAGGCCACUUACAUAGACUUCCCUCCGAGAUUGAACCUGGACAAACUUUCUACUCUGGUGUCGAGAGCGAAUUCUUGGCUGAUUGAGAACAAAGAAUGGGAAGUCAAGUCAUGUGAGACUGUUCCUUGUCCGGCUUCCAAAGAUGCCAUCAAUCCGUCUCGGGUGUUCAACUCGUUCUCCAGCCAGAAUGAAAUCGCUGCUGGAAUGUUGGCCAGACUGUCAGCAGACUUGGUUUCCAAACAAAAGACCGGACACAAGGUCAUCAGCAUUGAGUUGAUUCGCAAGGAAACCUCCAAGGACACAUCAGUGCUUGACGACUUGUUUGAACGAACACACAUCAGUUCCAGCAAUAGGACGAGACAAGACUUCAUGUUCACUGUCCGCGUGUACCUGGAUUCCCGGAAUGUGUCCGAGAGUUCCUUGUGGUCGGGCGUGGGGGUCAAGAUUUUCACUUUGCCCAGGCAAGGGGUUCAUCUGGCUGCUGGCACUCGCAAGUCCCUGCUGACCACGCUGGUGGCUGAGAAGGAGGACCUGAUGAAGCAGGUGGAGCAGUUUUGUGGCAGUAACAAGUCCCUGACUGCGAUCGGACUGCAAACCUUCCAGGUUCCAAGAUCCUUUGUGGAGUCCGGCAUGCCGUCGGCCUUCUACAAACGCACGGACGCCUCCAACGUGACCACACUCAUGCUCACCUACAUCAACCACCCGAAAGUCGGCCAGAGAGCCGACGGUCUCGGCGGCAUGUUGGACGCCACGUCCAACCAAAGCUUCUUCCAGUCCCUCACGGCCAGGGUGACCGGCGCCCUGCCGGCGACCCACCGCCAAUCGGGCGACCCGGGCCACAAUUUCCACAUCCGCAACCUAGUUCUGGCCCCCCGCGUCACCCCCGUGGCCGGGUUCUCCACUGCUGCGACGCACGGGUUCUAUGGGAUCUCGACUGUUGUCGACACUGGGGUCGGGCUCAAGCAGGAGCUGUUUGAGCGCUUUCGGAACCUUGGGAACGCUUCGGGCUCUGAGGCGCACUUUUUGGGCGCCGAGACAGUGGCGGUGGCGUUUCCGGCGGACAAGACAGAGUUUAGCGGACAGACUUUGUUGCAUGCGUACAGGUACUGUGUG
Notodromas monacha is the source of this 1422-nucleotide messenger RNA. Lineage: Eukaryota; Metazoa; Arthropoda; Ostracoda; Podocopida; Cyprididae. The record is from the annotation of a GenBank genome assembly.